GAAAGAUCUCAAAAGUCAAAACUGGAAACUAGCCAAAGUAUUGGGUGAUUGAAACGUCUUCAUUUUCAAUUUUCAUAUACACAUUACAUACAUCCCCUUUUCCUUUCUCUCUCUUGUUCGAUUACUAAUGUUUUUUUCUCGAUUUCAAAUUUGUCCUUCUUCCUCUUCCUCUUCUGCAUGCUUUCUCUAUUUUUAGUCCAGCAACUCGUUAAUUAAUUGGAAGACCAAUGAGUACUGCUCAAGCAUUCAGUGACAAUUCUUUGCCUAAAAAUCUUUUUGAUAAUAGAAAUUUGAGAGGAUGCACAACUAGGAAGAAAAGGGAUAAUAUUGUUCUUAUUGAUGUAGAUUCUGAACUUUUUGGCGAUGUUUUCAUUCUCGAUGUUCCCGAAUCCUUCCAGAAAAAGUUCAGAAAAAACCCAAAGCAUGCAAUUUGCAUUGAUGAUUAUGAUGUUGGUAGCGGUGGUAGUAGUUGUGGUGAAAGAGUAGAUGGAGCAUCUCGUACAAAUAUCAAUGCGAUGACAAGUGAUGAAUGCAGCCCACCAGAAGCGGCUGAGCCCUCGACAAGUGCUUUUGUUGAUGUCGGUGGCUUAUUUUGUAAUGAAGGAAAUAUGCCAGUAAAACUUUCUAAGUCUAAGCGAGCUUAUUCUGGACAAAGUGCUUCUAGAAGUCAGUAUGGACAUAAGCCUGAUUCUGAAGGAGGUUGUUCUGAAAGUGACUGCUCUGAUUGUGAGUUAAUGGUAGGAUCUCCUGAAAAACUUCGUGAAGAGUGGAAAAAAGCCUUUCACAGGAGAAGAAAAUAUGCAGGCUUUCCAGAACCUAGUCAUCCUGUUCACGAUAAUGCUAAUGAAGGUAGUGAUGGUGAAAGAGUAGAUGGAGCAUUUCAUACAAAUAGUGAUACGUUGCCAAGUGAAAGAUGCAGCUCCCCAGAAGUAGCUGAGUCCUCAACUUGUGCUUUUGUUGAUGUAGGUGGCUUAUUUAGUGAUGAAGGAAAUAGGCGUGUUGAACUUACAAAGUCUAAGCAAACUUGCUCUGGACAAAAUGUUUCUAUUAAUCAGUAUGGACAAAAGCUUGAUUCUGAACGAUGUUCUUCUGAAGGUGACUGUUCUGAUUGUGAGUUGAUUGUAGGAUCUCCUGAAAAACUUCGUGAACAGUGGGAAAAAGCCUAUUACAGAAGAAGAAAUAAUUUCAGAAGUGUUUUUACAGAUUUUGAAGAUAAAGCUGGCUCUCCGAAACCUAGUCAUCCUGUUCAUGAUAAUGCUAAAGGAGCUAAUGGUGGUGAUAGAGUAGAUGGAUCAUUUCAUACAUAUAGCGAUGCAAUGCCUAGUGAUGAGCAGAGCUCACCAGAAGUAGCUGAGCCCUCAACAAGUGCUUUUGCUGAUGUAGGUGGCUUAUUUAGUAAUGAAGGGAACACGCCUGUAAAACUUUCGGAGUUUAAGCGAUGUGUUUCUUGUAAUCAGUAUGGACGAAAGCUUGAUUCUGAAGGAUGUUCUUCUGAAAGUGAAUGUUCUGAUUGUGAGUUAAUGGUAGGAUCUUCUGAAGAACUUCGUGAACAGUGGAAAAAAGCCUCUUACAGAAGAAGAAAUAAUGCCAGAAGUGUUUUUUCAGAUUUUGAAGAUAAAGCUGGCUCUCCAGAACCUAAAUAUCCUUUUCAUGAUAACUCUAAAGAAGGUAUUGAUGUAGAUCCCUCUAGUCAGCAAAGGAAUGCUCGAAAUUGUUCUCUGCAUAAUGAUGAUGACAAUGUGUUUGAUGGUUCUAAGAAGUUGUAUAAUGGAAGUAAGAUUCCAGAGCAGGAUAAUGAUCCCAUGGAAACGGAUGAUCAUUUUACAAGUACAUGCAAACAUCUGGAUCAUGAAAAUGCUGAAGAUACGGUUGAAAACGUAACAUUUACUGGUCCGAAAAGUGACGUAAGAAAUCGUUAUCAACAUUACGAUUUUGAUGAUUUUUGUUUUGUUUUCCCCCAGAAGUUUUCUGUUGGAGUUAGGGUUUGCGAGCAGUAUUAUGAUCAUUUGGAGAUGAAUGGGCAUGCUACAAGUACAAAUGAUGAUGGUGUUACUUCCGGUGCUGAUCAAAACAAAAGAAAUAUGACUUGUGCCCCUGAAUGUUCUGGUUCCCAUAUUGAUGAGCAAUUUAUAGUAAAAGAUACGGUGUUUGUGGAUGAUUUUCAUGAACCUGCAGGGAAGCCUGCUGAAAAUUUUAUGUGUCAGCAGAAUUCUAAUGCUAAGAUGCAAGAUGUUGAAAGCAGUCACACUGAUUUGUUUGUUCGACAUAAAGAUGCUGGAAUCCGGCCUGUACCUUCAGAUGAUGCAUCUAGUUGUCAUGGAAGUGCAGCAGCAUUUUCUUCUGACCAGGUUGAAACAAUUAUAGAUAGACAGAAGAUCAAGGAGACCGUGGAAUACAAACAUGCCAUGGAAGAAGAAUUGGCAGCUAGGAAGUUGCAGUUGAUGCGAGAGGCUGAGGAGGCACGGAGGCUAAGGAACAGAAAAAAAGCAGAAAGAAUGCGGAUAGUGAUGAAUAAAAGAAGACAAAAGGAACGUGUAGAAGAAAUACGACAAACAAGGAGAAAGGACGAGGAGAACCAGAAUCUGAAAGAGAAAUAUCGUGCUGAGAUAAAGAAAGAGCUACAAAGAAUUGAAGCAACAAGUGGUGACAUGGCCUCGCUACUUAGAUGUUUAGGGAUCCAUGUUGGUGGUGGUUCUUUCCCUUCUCCACACGAGGUUCAAGCUGCUUAUAAACGAGCAUGUUUGAAAUUCCAUCCAGAUAGGAUAUCAGCAACUGAUUUGCGGCAGCAAGUUGAAGCCGAGGAAACAUUCAAGCUGAUCUCUAACAUGAAGGAUAAAUUUUUGUCAAAAUAGAUGUCUAUGAGCUUUACUCUUAGGCACCUUAACAAGUAAAGCGAGAUUUUAAAUUAUCUAAAAAGUAAAAUGAGGUUUAUUGGUGUAAUGGAGACUUGUUUUAGUUUGUUGUCAUCAAUUUUACCUGUACAUAAUGUCCGUAUUCCAUGCAUUUCGUUUCCCAUGUAGAUUUACUGUCCUUUGUUUUGCAGGCAGAAAGAGAAACGCAGUGCUUUGAUUUGUUCCUUUUCUUAUCUUUAUGUGGAGUUGUGUUAUUUACUUUUGCCCUAGAGAACUACCAACUUUGAUGAAUUUGCUAUAUUUGGCGUACUUCAUCAUUGUUGACCAAAUAUUACGUUUGUAAACAGAGUCUGAGGAAGAUAUAAAGGAUAAUUUGUAUCUAUACUCCCUUCCAAAAUAGGAUUAGAGAUAUAAGGUCAAAGUCAUCACUUAAACUUAACCAAUAGAUGAUUUAAAUUUACAAAUUUAAUAUACAAAAAUGUCAGCGUUUGAAAAAAAAUAAAAUUCAAAAGAUUGAUAAAAA
Molecule: messenger RNA, 3375 nt
Organism: Amaranthus tricolor (Joseph's coat)
Lineage: Eukaryota; Viridiplantae; Streptophyta; Magnoliopsida; Caryophyllales; Amaranthaceae
Exons: 5
Coding region: 228-2852 (874 amino acids)
Source: RefSeq, a predicted model, not a curated record